UUGGUCCCUCAAGUCUGGGCUAUCUACCUCUGGCAACCUGGGAUCCUUUUUUUAGCUCUCUCCCGGACAGAGAAUUAGCAGGUUCUUAAGGAGGGGGAUCAUUUUAGGAUUCAGAAUAGGAGCUCCUCCCUAUGAAUUCCCUAUCAAUUCCACCUGAUCUUGAACAGUUGAGUGGAUAGCUUCCAUCAAAGCCUCUAUUGUUAAGGUGGCCGAAACACCAGCAGAAGUACUCGUUGAUGUUGUGGACGAGGAGUUUGAUGAAGAAUUCUCAAUACGAAGUUCAAAUAGCAACUGUUAAAAGAAAUGCCAGUCUAAAGAACACUAAACCAGAUAAUGUAAUGAGGAAGGAGAUUGCAAGGAAGGAUAGUAUCAUAGCAAGACUAAUAAAACAAAAUCAAGAUGGUGUCCUCAUGAGGGAGAGGUUAGAGAAGGAUCUUCACCACAUGAGACACACUGCAGUACCAGCAGCUCCUACUAGUGACGAGGAGGAGGAGGAGGAGGAGAAUGAAAGAGUUACUAAUGACAGCAAAAUAACAGACGAGGUACAUGUAGUUUAAAUGUACAUGUACAUA
Molecule: messenger RNA, 572 nt
Organism: Amphimedon queenslandica
Lineage: Eukaryota; Metazoa; Porifera; Demospongiae; Haplosclerida; Niphatidae
Exons: 4
Coding region: 237-557 (106 amino acids)
Source: RefSeq, a predicted model, not a curated record